Molecule: messenger RNA, 1259 nt
Organism: Lathyrus oleraceus (garden pea)
Lineage: Eukaryota; Viridiplantae; Streptophyta; Magnoliopsida; Fabales; Fabaceae
Product: inorganic pyrophosphatase 2
Exons: 3
Coding region: 214-1032 (272 amino acids)
Molecular function (GO): phosphatase activity
Source: RefSeq, a predicted model, not a curated record
UGAGGAUGCUUUGUAAUAUUCCCUUCUCAAUUUAAAGAUUCCUUUUUAUUUUCGGUCUUGCAUUUUGCUUUUGUUCACUAUAAAUACCUUUCUCUCUCCGUUUCAGUUCCAAGCCAAGCAACAAUUUACUACCUUCUAUUUCUUCUCAAUCACUUUUUUUUCUUCUGGGUCGUUGUAAUAUCUUUCAUUCCCUUUCUCGUCUCUCAGAAAAGAAUGUCUAAUAUUGUUGUUGUUUUUGAUUUUGACAAAACCAUCAUUGAUUGUGAUAGUGAUAAUUGGGUUGUCGAUGAAUUGGGUUUCACCGAUUUGUUCAAUCACCUUCUUCCCACAAUGCCUUGGAACUCCCUUAUGGAUAGGAUGAUGAUGGAGCUUCAUUCACAUGGUAUAACCAUUCAAGAGAUUGAAAAUGUUCUUCAUAGAAUUCCUAUUCAUCACAGAAUCAUACCUGCAAUUAAAUCAGCACAUGCUUUAGGGUGUGAUUUGAGGAUUGUGAGCGAUGCAAAUAUGUUUUACAUUGAAACUAUUUUGAAGCAUUUGGGAAUAAGUGAAUGCUUCACAGAGAUUAACACUAAUCCAGGUUAUGUUAAUCAAAAAGGAAGAUUAACAAUUCUGCCUUAUCAUGAUUUCAACAAAAAUUCACAUGACUGUAAUCUCUGCCCUCCAAAUAUGUGCAAGGGUUUAAUCAUUGAUAGAAUUCAAAACACAGUUAGUGAAUUGGAUAACAAGAGGUUCAUCUACCUUGGUGAUGGUGCUGGUGAUUACUGUCCAAGCUUGAGGCUUAGAGAAAGAGACUUUGUGAUGCCAAGGAAGAAUUAUCCAGUUUGGGAUUUGAUAUGCAAAGAUCCUUCACUUGUUAAGGCUGAAAUCCAUGGUUGGUGUGAUGGAGAAGAGCUUGAACUAGUUUUGAUGAAGUUGAUCAACAAAAUAACGAUUGAAGAAAAUGCUAAAUUCAUUUCUAGUGAUUGCAAGCUACAGACUCUAUCAACUCCUGUUUUUGAAACCUUGCCUAAACCUCUCUCAGUUAGACAGUAGAUUUUUAGUUUACAGUCUUACCAAUGAAUGUAUCAUAAAGUAAUGGAGAAUAUUACACCUCUUAUCAACAUAGUCAUCUACAGGUAUAUGACAAGUGUAGAGAAUAUUACGGACAAUUGUAAGCAUUCAAGGAUCACACACCUCUUGUUUCUUAGGAAGGAAUGGUUUAGAAUAUUAAUAAAACGAUUUUCAUAAAUAAUAAUCAAGAAAAAUUAUUCUCUCUGCAA